AAAGGGGCUGUGCGGGCGCCGCCCCGCCCGAGGGAGGGCCCGAGGGGGCAAGGCCGCCGUGCCCGCCCCGCGGUGGCCUCCCCGCGCGCGCCGGCCGGACGGGGGCUUCCUGCUGGGCCCCCUUGGCAGGGAAGGCGGACCCCCACUUCUAACGUGAUGGGCAGGAAGGAGACUUUCGGCCAGUCCCUCUCACGCCGGCUUCUGGCCUGAGCCACCGACCGUGACCCGGAAGGAGUGCAGCCAGCAAGGAGCCAGGUGCAGAGCCCUCACUGGGGACCUGGGGCCAGGAAGCCCCUGGCUGGUCCCCCACAGAGCUCAGCUUUGAGGAUGGAGUCAGGAGAGGGGUCCUCAACAGCCCCGACCCCCACUGCUGCCCUGGCGGAGCCGAACAUCGGGCCUGACUGCUCUUCCCCGGGGCUGCCAAGGGCAGCCCCAGGGAAGUUCCAAGCACUGCCCCUUGGGCCCAGAGCCCCCCGCAAGGACCCUGACCCCGGGAGUCCCGGCAGCCCGACCGCAGGGGACAGGCCCCCGGAUGCAGGCCCCGCGGGGGACCCCAGUGGUGGCGCUAAGAUCCCUAAUCGCGACAGUGGGAUCGACAGUCCAUCCUGCAGCGUGGCCGGCGAGCACUUUCCCUGUGAGGAGGGUGGUGAGGCUGGCCUGGGCCCCGUGGUCCCGGGGCUACACCCAGAGGCAGCCCCAGGAGGUGGGGCCCUGCGGGAGGAGGCCGACAGCGAUGAUGUGGGCGAAGGUAGCGGUGAGGAGCCAGACACCGAGAACAGCCCGCCGGGGGCCCGUGCGGACACAGCCAAGUGCUCUGAGCCCCAGAAGCUGCUCCACAUCGCCCAGGAGCUCCUGCACACAGAGAAAACCUAUGUGAGGCGGCUGCACCUACUGGACCAGGUUUUCUGCACCCAGCUGGCGGAAGCAGGCAUCCCCCCGGAAGUCACCACAGGCAUCUUCUCCAACAUCUCCUCGAUCUAUCGUUUCCACGGGCAGUUCCUCCUGCCGGAACUGCAGACACGGAUCACGGAGGAGUGGGACACAAACCCCCGGCUUGGAGACAUCCUGCAGAAGCUGGCCCCGUUCCUCAAGAUGUACGGCGAGUACGUCAAGAACUUCGACCGCGCUGUGGAGCUGGUGAGCACCUGGACCCAGCGCUCACCGCUGUUCAAAGAGAUCAUCCAAGGCAUACAGAAGCAGGAGGUGUGCGGGAACCUGACUUUGCAGCACCAUAUGCUGGAGCCCGUGCAGAGGGUCCCCCGCUACGAGCUGCUGCUCAAGGACUAUCUGAAGAGGCUCCCCGGAGACGCCCCUGACCGGAAGGAUGCAGAAAGGUCCCUGGAGCUCAUCUCCACUGCCGCCAACCACUCCAACGCCGCCAUCCGGAAAAUGGAGAAAAUGCACAAGCUGUUGGAGGUGUAUGAGCGACUUGGUGGCGAGGAGGACAUCGUCAACCCCGCCAACGAGCUCAUCAAGGAGGGCCACAUCCUAAAGCUGUCUGCCAAGAACGGCACUGCCCAGGACCGCCACCUCUUCCUGUUCAACAGCAUGAUCCUUUACUGUGUGCCCAAGCUGCGGCUCAUGGGCCAGAAGUUCAGUGUCCGGGAGAAAAUGGACAUUUCGGACCUCCAGGUGCAGGAUAUCGUCAAGCCAAACGUACCCCACACUUUCGUCAUAAUGGGAAGGAAGCGGUCCCUGGAGCUGCAGACUCGGACGGAAGAAGAGAAAAAAGAAUGGAUUCAGGUCAUUGAGGCCACCAUUGAGAGGCACAGGCAGAACAGCCAGACCUUCAAGGCCUUCAGCGGCUCCUUCGGCCAGGAUGAGGACCCCUCUCUCGCCCCAGAGUCCCCUGUGGUGAAUGCCAGCUCUGAGGACCCUGCUGUGGCAGCCGGCGGUGGAGGGGGUACCACGGGGCCCGAGCCGAGGAGAGGGUCUGCUAAGACCAGGCGCGACAAGGAGAAGCAGGGCUGCAGGAGCUGCGGCGAGACCUUCAACUCCAUCACCAAGAGGAAGCACCGGUGCAAGCUGUGCGGGGCGGUCAUCUGUGGGAAGUGCUCCGAGUUCAAGGCUGAGAAUGGCAGGCAGAGCCGAGUCUGCCGAGAGUGUUUCCUGACCCAGCAGGUAGCACCUGAGACCCCCAGCCCUGAGGCGGUGCCCGAGGACCCCAAGCACAGCACAGAGAAGGCGGCGGCUGUGGACGCCCAGCCCAGCCUGCUGUGUGGUCACCUGCGGGUGUCAGACAGCGGUGACGCUUGGAGCGAGGUGUGGGCUACCAUCCCCACGUCGGAGCCCCUGGAGCUGGUGCUGCACCUGCAGGGAGGCAGCCAGGCUGGCCGGCUGCCACGCACCAUCCCCCUCUCGGGCUGCACAGUGAGCGUGCCGGACCCCAUGGAGACUCUGGACACCGGGCAUGUGUGGCGGCUACAGCAGGCCCAGCAGGCCCUGUACCUGAGCACCCCGUCGGCAGAGCAGCAGCAGCGGUGGCUGGAGGCCCUGAGCGCAGCUGCCCGUGGAGACCCGGCUCGGGCCUUCCCAGGGGCCCCGUGAGCUGAGCCUCCGCCAGGUGUCCCCGCUCCGCAGCCACCACGGUGGGGCCUGUUGUCACCUGGGAGGUGGCGUCGGAGGCCGCGUGCAGGUGCAAAGGGCUCGGACCGCUGGGGGUGGACAGGUCACAGGGCGCUUGACCCUGAAGGGACCUCUCAGAAGUGGAGGAAACAGGCCCAGAGGGGGCAGCUGCCCACCCAGCAUGUCUCCGCAAAGAGCCUGGUUCUGCCCUCGGCCCAGCUGUGUGGCCUGGAGUGAGGAUGCUGGCAGACUGUCUGGUGUGGGGCGCCAGCUCUGGAAGGCAGAAGGAGAGACUUGGGGGUACCCGGGGCCUGGUGGAGGUCUGUAGUCCUGCCUUCCCUCCCUGCUGCCCCACCCCUGCCCCAUCCACACCGUCUGUACCCGUGAGCUGAACUGUGACCGGUGGUGGACUCCACCCCUCCUCCACCCUGUCCGGGCCCCGAGGCCCACCUCCCCAUUCGGACUGGCUGGUGGUCAGCCUGGGCCAUCCCUGCAGGACCUCCCUGAGAAAGUCAGCGGAGGCCAGCAGAGGCCUGAGUUGUGUGUGCGGCCAGCAGCAGGACCUGCUUGUCUGCAGAAAUAAAUGCUGGCAGCCA
Neofelis nebulosa (Clouded leopard) is the source of this 3161-nucleotide messenger RNA. It is a transcript of the gene FGD3, whose product is annotated as FYVE, RhoGEF and PH domain containing 3. NCBI's taxonomy places the organism in Eukaryota, Metazoa, Chordata, Mammalia, Carnivora, Felidae. Gene Ontology annotation, biological process: filopodium assembly; cytoskeleton organization. The transcript is spliced from 18 exons. Gene Ontology annotation, molecular function: metal ion binding; guanyl-nucleotide exchange factor activity. Gene Ontology annotation, cellular component: cytoplasm. The record is from RefSeq and is a predicted model, not a curated record. The coding region runs from base 328 to 2547 and encodes 739 amino acids.